AUUCUCAGCGGCCUUCGAUCAUUUCUCGCCCUCUCCACCACCUCAUCUCCCCGCCUCUCCCCCACAACUCUCCUUUUCCUUUUCACCAUUAUUUCCCUCAAUUUAUCCUGCCUUGGGGUCACCAAGCUAUGGAUUCUACUAGCAUGGUGAUCCCAUCUACCUCCGAACCCUCGACCGCGAUGGCCUUCACCAAUGGUCAUCCGGCCUCGCCUGCCUCCGACACUGGCAGCUUUAGGAACGAGGCCUUAGCUAGUGACAGCGGCAGCAAUAUGUUUGAUUCUGUUGACAAUCACGUCGUUUCCGACUCCUCACCAGAUGGAGACGGCGCGGACGAGUCGUAUAACGCCGGCUCCCCCGAUGUGGAGGGGUAUGAGGAUGAAUCUGCGAUUGAGGACAACGUGAAGGACAGUAGCCAGUCCAGUAGCGAAAAUUCUUCAUCACCAGAAACCAACCGAGGGACGAAACGGAAAUCACCCUCGGUCAACGAAUCCGACUAUAUCAGACAGAAUCCAGACCUGUACGGACUUCGCCGUAGUGGACGAGCUCGCACGACACGCCAGGUAGCCCAAUCUCUUUCAGACUCUGAUUCCGAUGCAGUGGCACCUCGCUCAAAGCGUCGGCGUCCUGUAGCCUCCCAACAACCCUCUAAGCGCCCCUCCCGUUCCGCUACCCGGUCCUCAUUCUCAGAAGAAUCAGAGAGUUCUGAAUCCGAAUAUGGUGGCGGACGUGCUCGCUCCGGCAAGUCGAAACGUCGACGACUGCAGGCAGCGGCAAACAUACCUUCCCAUGCCGAGGUUCGCUUCUCGACAAGAAACGCUGCUAGGGUGUCCACCUAUAAUGAGGACGAUGAUGACUCAAUGUUUGAGGAUGACCCGGAUGACCAAAUGCAGAAUUACUGGGUGAGCACAGUGGAGGAUGAUCGUCCUGCUGUGGACGUUGUGCUCAACCAUCGUCUCAAAGCAGAUGUAGACUCUAGUAAUACCGAUCUCGAUCGUCAUGACUUCGAGUUCUACAUAAAGUGGCAAGGCAAAUCCCAUUACCAUGCAACAUGGGAAACAGCCGAGUCUCUUGCAAACUGUCGCAGCACCCGCCGGCUUGACAAUUACAUCCGAAAGGUCCUGUAUGAAGACAUUCGUUUGAAGCAAGACGAGGAUGUAGCUCCCGAAGACCGGGAAAAGUGGAACCUUGAUCGCGAAAGAGACGUAGAUGCCAUUGAGGACUACAAGCAGGUUGAACGAGUCAUUGCUAUGCGAGAGGGCGACGAGGGAACUGAGUACCUCGUGAAAUGGAAACGCCUUUUCUACGACUCGUGUACGUGGGAAAGCGAGGAGCUUGUUAGUGACAUCGCUCAGCGCGAGAUAGAUCGCUUCUUAAAUCGUUACUCUCGGCCUCCGGUCUCCGAUAAGUCAGAGUCCAACCCUGCUAGCCGAAAGUCAUUCGAAGCCAUAAAGGGCACCCCAACCUUCUUGCGCAACGGCGAGUUGAAGGAAUUUCAAGUCAAAGGCCUCAAUUUCAUGGCCUUCAACUGGGUCAAGAACCGCAAUGUCGUUCUUGCCGACGAAAUGGGCUUGGGUAAAACUGUACAGACCGUGUCCUUCAUCAAUUGGCUACGUCAUGUUAGACGUCAACAAGGCCCUUUUGUGGUCGUCGUCCCCCUAUCUACCAUGCCAUCCUGGGCAGAGACGUUCGAUAACUGGACUCCCGACUUGAAUUAUGUUGUCUAUAAUGGCAAUGAGGCUGCCCGGACGGUUUUACGAGAGCACGAGCUCAUGAUCGAUGGGAACCCUCGGCGGCCAAAGUUCAACGUCCUCCUGACGACCUAUGAAUAUGUUUUACUAGAUUCUUCUUUCUUGAGCCAGUUCAAAUGGCAAUUUAUGGCUAUUGACGAAGCACACCGACUAAAGAAUCGUGAAUCUCAGCUGUAUGCAAAGCUCCUUGAGUUUAGGGCUCCUGCCCGGCUCCUUAUCACGGGUACUCCUAUCCAGAACAACCUCGCAGAACUCUCUGCCCUUCUGGACUUCUUAAAUCCUGGCUUGGUUGACAUUGAUGUGGACAUGGAUCUGAACGCGGAGGCUGCCUCACACAAGCUCGCGGAGCUGACGAAAGCCAUACAACCUUUUAUGCUUCGGCGAACGAAAUCUAAGGUGGAAUCAGAUUUGCCUCCCAAAGUGGAAAAGAUCAUUCGAGUAGAGCUGUCAGACGUUCAGUUGGAGUAUUACAAGAACAUUCUUACUAAGAAUUAUGCUGCGCUAAACGAGGGCACCAAGGGCCAAAAACAAUCUCUCUUGAACAUUAUGAUGGAGCUGAAGAAAGCCAGUAAUCAUCCAUUCAUGUUUCCGAAUGCCGAAGCGAAGAUCUUAGAAGGCAGUACUCGCCGCGAAGACGUGUUGAGAGCUAUGAUCACCAGCAGUGGUAAGAUGAUGCUUCUUGACCAACUUCUGGCAAAGUUAAAACGUGACGGUCACCGCGUUCUAAUUUUCAGCCAAAUGGUUAAGAUGCUUGACCUCCUUGGCGAGUAUAUGGAGUUCCGUGGCUAUACAUAUCAACGGCUUGAUGGAACGAUUCCAGCGGCUUCUCGUCGCCUGGCCAUUGAGCAUUACAAUGCUCCUGGUAGUAGUGAUUUUGCCUUUAUCCUCUCUACCCGAGCAGGUGGUCUCGGAAUCAAUCUCAUGACUGCUGAUACGGUUAUUUUGUUCGACUCAGAUUGGAAUCCCCAGGCUGAUCUCCAGGCCAUGGCAAGAGCGCAUCGUAUUGGACAGACAAAGCCGGUUAGCGUGUAUCGUCUAGUCUCCAAGGACACAGUAGAAGAGGAAGUGAUUGAGAGAGCCCGAAACAAGCUUCUCUUAGAAUUCAUUACCAUUCAACGUGGCGUCACCGACAAGGAGGCCUCAGAGAUUCAAAACAAGAUGGCCCGUAAUGGGAUAUCUAUCAGUGAACCGAACUCGACUGAUGAUAUCUCGCGCAUUCUCAAGCGUCGUGGCCAGAAGAUGUUUGAGCAAACCGGUAAUCAGGAGAAAUUAGAGCAGCUCGACAUCGACUCGGUGCUCGCAAACGCCGAACUGCACCAGACUGAACAAGCCGAUGAUAUCCAGGCCGAUGGCGGUGAGGAAUUCCUAAAGGCUUUUGACUACGUUGACAUCAAAGUUGAUGAUCUUACUUGGGAUGAUAUUAUCCCCAAGGAGCAGUUGGAGGAGAUCAAAGCAGAGGAGAAAAAGAAAGCCGAUGAGCGCUACCUAGCUGAAGUUAUCGAGCAAAACCGGCCUCGUAAGCGUAAUGUGCCUGGUGAUGAACGGGAUUCUCGCGAAGAACGGAAAGCGAAGAGACAAGCGAGGGCCCAAGUCGCCAUUGACGACGGAGAUGAAUCUGAUGCAAACCCACAGUUGGAUCCCAAACGACCACUUAUUGAGAAGGAAUAUCGUCACCUGUUACGUGCCUUUUUGCGUUAUGGCGAUAUUGAUGAUCGUGAAGAGGAUGUCAUUCGCGAGGCGCGUCUUCUAGAACGUGACAGGGAAACCGUCAAGACCUCCCUUCGUGAGAUCACACAAAAGGCUGCCUCUCUUGUUCGUGAGGAUAUUGAGAAGAUGGAGGCUCUGGAAAAUGCCGGCAAAAUGCCUACGAAGAAGGAGAAAAAAGCCGUUCUAUUUGAUCUACAUGGUGUUAAGCGUCUCAAUGCAUACACCAUUGUUGAACGCCCUACUGAGAUGCGCAUUCUGAAGGAAGCGACAAGCGCGGUGUCUGAUUUCAAGAACUUUCGGAUACCCGAGGCUACUAAAGCGGCUGACUACUCCUGCCCAUGGGGUGCCCGAGAAGAUGGGAUGCUCUGCAUUGGUAUCACGCGUCACGGCUAUGGUGCCUGGGCCCAGAUCCGAGAUGAUCCUGAUCUUGCCCUCGGGGACAAAUUCUUCCUUGAGGAGCAUCGAGUUGAACGAAAGAACGAGCGCUUAAAUGCCGAAGAUAAAUCUACUAAAUCUCCAGGCGCUGUUCACCUCGUGCGCCGCGCGGACUAUUUGUUAUCCGUUCUCAAAGACAAAGCCACCAAUGGAGCAAGUCUCAAUGCCAAGAGGGCUGUUGACAAUCAUCACCGUAACAACCGUAAAGGUUCUCGUCCCCAUGCCAGCGCCAGCGUUUCAGCUUCGCCAGCACCUUCAAUCUCUCGCAAGGGCCAUCGUGAAGUGGAUCGAUCAAGGCACCGUUCUCAUACCCAUGGGGCUCGAGAUAGCGUUGAACGCCAUCACACCCCGGGCUAUGACUCCCGACCAAGGUCUAUACAUGAGAGCGAACGUGCCCGCAAUAGAACGUCCGACGCCUCGAGUGAGGAUGUUCGUCGCCGGAAAAAUAGCGAGAACGGUUAUUCUGCAGGAAAGGAGGACGUCGCACGCCUCUUCUUCAAGCCCAUCCGUGACGAUUUGAGGAAAGUGUCAGCAGUUACGAAGGAGAAUUUCCCGCAAAAAGCAGAGCGUGCCUCUGAGUUACGGCGUCUCCUUCGUAAGAUCGGUGAUUUUAUAGAUGGUACUUUGAAGGGACAAGAUUCUAUGCAUUCCUUAGAGACUCGGUUAUGGCAUUUUGUUGCGGAUAACCAUUGGCCUAACAAAGAAGCUGGAGGAGCCAAACUCCAAGAAAUGUAUCGAAAAUUGAUGGCUGCUCAGAAAGCUGCAGCUGUCGUCGCCCCAGCGUCCAAUGGAGUCUAGACUUGGUGGUGCUUGUUCUGUGCAGUCAGCCGGCACAAAAAAAAAAAAAAAGAUCAGUCACUUUGAUUCUGUGAUGUGUUUGUUUUGAUUUUCUUUCUUCAUCCGCGGUAAAUAUGCAUCAUUGGGAAAGCAUGGCGACGGCGUCUGGUAUGAUAUAUGAAGGAGUGUUGAGCAUGAGUGGACCUGAUAUGAUGUUCCAUGAUAUAUUCUGGCUUUUAUGUUUCACAUUUAUUCCUGUCCUGCAAUUGGAGCAAUGGGCCUGUUAUGUUCGCAUAUCUGUUUCCUUAGCCUGGUCCCCCUUUUCGUGGAGUGACAGCUUUGAUUCUUAUUAGCUUUUCGUUUCCGUCUCUUUUCGUUGUAUUCCACAACACCCCCCUUCUCGGUGAUGGGCCCUGCGGUUAUGGUGUUCUCAUCGUUUCAUGUAUCUUAUUGGCGGUGCUAUUCCGGAGUUUGAUUUCUGCUUUGGAUCAUUUAUCUCUUCUGGGAGACGUAUUAAGAUAUCAUUAGAAGUUUCGUCUUAUCUCUUUUUUACUUACUCGAGGUCGUGAUCGAAAAUAUCGGCGGCUUUGAAUCUAUGCAUAACCCUUUCGUCAUCUAUGUUAACAAAAAAAAAAACAAGAUUCAACAUUCC
Molecule: messenger RNA, 5319 nt
Organism: Aspergillus alliaceus
Lineage: Eukaryota; Fungi; Ascomycota; Eurotiomycetes; Eurotiales; Aspergillaceae
Product: chromatin-remodeling ATPase CHD1
Exons: 3
Coding region: 129-4688 (1519 amino acids)
Biological process (GO): regulation of transcription by RNA polymerase II; nucleosome organization
Cellular component (GO): chromatin; nucleus
Molecular function (GO): ATP-dependent chromatin remodeler activity; chromatin binding; histone binding
Source: RefSeq, a predicted model, not a curated record